AUGCUUGUGGAACUUGUUAGGGCUGGAGCCACUUUUGAUCUCCCCCUCUUUGUGGCUCAAAAAAUGUACAGGUUUUCCAGGGCAGCCUUGUGGAUUGGGACAACUUCCUUCAUGAUCCUGGCUCUUCCUGUUGUCUUUGAGACUGAGAAGUUGCAAAUGGAGCAACAGCAGCAACUGCAGCAGCGGCAGAUACUCUAGGACCUAGGGCCUAACAUAGGGCUGUCAGGAGGAAUGCCAGGGGCUCUACCUUCACUUCCUGGAAAGAUCUAGAUUGUUACUGCUCUAUCUGACCUGUCUUGGUGGGAAAAGUUUGAAAAUUCAAUACUGUUUGAACUGAUUUUUUUCUCUUAUUCUUUUUGGCACAAAAAAUAAACCUGGUUGGGAAAAUGUCCCGUUCGUUGUCUCAUGGAGACUCCCAACUUGCAGCUGUGCCCUCCAA
Myotis brandtii (Brandt's bat) is the source of this 439-nucleotide messenger RNA. Its product is annotated as mitochondrial import receptor subunit TOM22 homolog. Gene Ontology annotation, biological process: intracellular protein transport. The record is from RefSeq and is a predicted model, not a curated record. Gene Ontology annotation, cellular component: mitochondrial outer membrane. NCBI's taxonomy places the organism in Eukaryota, Metazoa, Chordata, Mammalia, Chiroptera, Vespertilionidae.